Messenger RNA from Peromyscus maniculatus bairdii (prairie deer mouse), 5320 nucleotides. It is a transcript of the gene Chrnb2, whose product is annotated as cholinergic receptor nicotinic beta 2 subunit. Gene Ontology annotation, cellular component: postsynaptic membrane. Gene Ontology annotation, molecular function: transmembrane signaling receptor activity; acetylcholine-gated monoatomic cation-selective channel activity. Lineage: Eukaryota; Metazoa; Chordata; Mammalia; Rodentia; Cricetidae. Gene Ontology annotation, biological process: monoatomic ion transmembrane transport. The record is from RefSeq and is a predicted model, not a curated record.
AGUUAAGUUGCUUCUGCCUGCACUUAUAGACAGGAAUUUCCCAUACACACUAAAAUAUGUCUAUCAUGCAGUAGCACUUUCCUGUUAAGCCUUCAUUUUAAGCCAGGCCCUAUGCUAGUUCAUCCUCUAGUUGGAAAGGUAGUGGCUGCUGUAGAAGGAUAUUCUAAAGUCUAACAAGGUACCUAACUCAAUCCAUGGUCAGUCACAGCUUCCCCCAGGAACUGAAAUUCCUGCAAACACUCAAGUAUAAGUAGAAGGUAGUUGGGGUGAUGGGGUGAUAAAAGAGCUGGAGGGAACUAUAUGUUUAAAAGGCUAAAGGCUGGGAGGGGUUAAAUGUUCAAGGAUCUUACAGACAUUGCUAAUAGCUGAGCAUGGAGCUGAGGACAAUGUGCCCAGAUGAGAUUAGGAAAGCAGGCGUUGAUGAAAUGAAAGAAGCCUUGCUGUCUACUAAGUCUGUUUCAGACAGGAAUCUUUUUGGUUGAAAGUGACCACUGAUCCACUGAGAAAAAAGGGGUCCUUUAUGGGCUCCGUAGCUAAAAGUUCAGGGCUUUCAAGAUCAAAGAUGCCAUUGAGUUUUGACACCUCUCAUCUCUGCUGUCCUUUGUGUUAGCUUCAUUCUUUCUCUGUGAAAUGGUCCCCUGAUCUCCCCAGAACACAGAAGGCAACUGGAGUGGAAGGGCCAUUGAUACUGGCUGCUUAUCCAUAUGUCAGAACCUUCAAGGCUACCUUCUUUUCAGGAGGUCUAGACCUUUCUACCUUAGAUUCCCCCCAAGGAUGGCAGGAUCUUGGCCUUAUUGGAGCUUACGGGAGCAGAGAAAGGGACCGGUGAGAGUACUCUAUUCCAAAACUCCAAAGCAAUUUGCUUUUUAAAACUAGUCAGCUCCCUGUUCCCUGCCUCUUUGUUCCAGGUCCUAACACGCAUAUUCUCUGCGCAUCCUUAGCUUUCCUGAAGAGCAGAAUCAUUAGUUUGAGUAAGAAUGUAAGGGAGGACAGGAACCCCAGAAACGCCCCCAACUCACUCUGCGUCCUAAGAGAGCCCUGACCUACUUGUCUCCCUCCCACUCUUGCUCCUCCCCCGAACCCUGCUCAAACCUCUCCAAGUCCUGGCCCAACUUCGGGACAUUUGAACUCGUCCAUCGAGCAGUGGGUCGCUUUCUCCUCACGCAUACCCCACCUAGGCAGGCCCAGCCGAAGAGCAUCCCACCCAGGGACCACCUUUUUUUCCUUGGGAUCCCGCGUUUCCGCCUCCGGGGCGGAGACUCCUCCCCUCUCAGUCCCAGUUGCGUUCCCUGGAAGAGCAGCCGGGACGGUGAGAAGCCGGGUCCUCCUAGCGUUCCAGGAGCCGUUCAGCCCUGGAGGCCGCGAGACCCACCCGGAAGCAGGCGGCUGCACUGCUUCAGCACCAGGGACAGCGCUCCGACCGCAGCCCUAGUGUCAGCCAGGCAGCGCGCUAUGCUGGCGGCAUGGCCCCGCGCUCCAGCUCUAUGGCGCUGCUGCUCAGCUUCGGCCUUCUCUGGCUGUGUUCAGGGGUUGUGGGUACCGACACAGAGGAGCGGCUAGUGGAGCAUCUCCUGGACCCCUCCCGCUACAACAAGCUGAUCCGUCCAGCCACCAAUGGCUCCGAGCUGGUCACCGUGCAGCUCAUGGUGUCACUGGCCCAGCUUAUCAGUGUGCAUGAGCGGGAGCAGAUCAUGACCACCAAUGUCUGGCUGACCCAGGAGUGGGAAGAUUAUCGCCUCACCUGGAAGCCCGAGGACUUCGACAAUAUGAAGAAAGUCCGGCUCCCUUCCAAACACAUCUGGCUCCCAGAUGUGGUCCUAUACAACAACGCUGACGGCAUGUACGAGGUGUCCUUCUACUCCAAUGCGGUGGUCUCCUAUGAUGGUAGCAUCUUUUGGCUACCACCUGCCAUCUACAAGAGUGCAUGCAAGAUUGAGGUGAAGCACUUCCCCUUUGACCAGCAGAACUGCACCAUGAAGUUCCGCUCAUGGACCUAUGACCGCACGGAGAUCGACCUGGUGCUCAAAAGCGACGUGGCCAGCCUGGACGACUUCACACCCAGCGGGGAGUGGGACAUCAUCGCGCUGCCCGGCCGGCGCAACGAGAACCCAGAUGAUUCCACCUACGUGGACAUCACCUAUGACUUCAUCAUUCGGCGCAAGCCACUCUUCUACACCAUCAACCUCAUCAUCCCCUGCGUGCUCAUCACCUCGCUGGCCAUCCUGGUCUUCUACCUGCCCUCGGACUGCGGGGAGAAGAUGACACUGUGCAUCUCUGUGCUGCUAGCGCUUACGGUGUUCCUGCUGCUCAUCUCCAAGAUCGUGCCUCCCACCUCCCUUGACGUACCGCUGGUGGGAAAGUACCUCAUGUUCACCAUGGUGCUGGUCACCUUCUCCAUCGUCACCAGCGUGUGCGUGCUCAACGUGCACCACCGCUCGCCCACCACGCACACCAUGGCUCCCUGGGUCAAAGUGGUCUUCCUGGAGAAGCUGCCCACUCUGCUCUUCCUGCAGCAGCCACGCCACCGCUGUGCGCGGCAGCGCCUGCGCCUGCGGAGGCGCCAGCGGGAGCGCGAGGGGGCAGGCGCACUCUUCUUCCGUGAGGGCCCUGCCGCUGACCCAUGCACCUGCUUCGUCAACCCUGCGUCAGGGCAGGGCUUGACUGGAGCUUUCAGGGCUGAGCCCGCGCCUGCAGCUGGUCCGGGGCGCUCGGGGGGGCCUUGCAGCUGCGGCCUCCGGGAGGCAGUGGACGGCGUCCGCUUCAUCGCGGACCAUAUGCGAAGCGAGGAUGAUGACCAGAGUGUGAGGGAGGACUGGAAAUACGUUGCCAUGGUGAUCGACCGCCUGUUCCUCUGGAUCUUUGUCUUUGUCUGUGUCUUCGGCACCAUUGGCAUGUUCCUGCAGCCUCUCUUCCAGAACUACACUGCCACGACCUUCCUCCACCCUGACCACUCGGCUCCCAGCUCCAAGUGAGGCCUCGUCGGCAGCAGCUCCUCACCCUGUGGCCCCUGGGGUUCAGUAGCACUGGGUGGAAGAUGAUCUGCCCCGAUCCGCUCCACUGAAGCCCUGUUUCACACCUCCAUUCACACAUAGCCCUCCAGCCUGGAGGCUGGACCAGCUGCCUCCUGUUCAAGCCGUUCUCCUCCUCCUCCUCCUGAGCUAAUUCAGGCAGUAGCGUUAAUGGUGGGAGCCAAGGCUGGUAAGCAGAGGCCAGAGGUCUCAGAGCCAUCCACCUUGGGAAGGGUGCUGGAGAAGGGGCCAAGGCAGGGACGGUUUUCUAUGGCUUCCAAUCACGGGAGAAGAGGAGGUGGGAGGGGGGGGCUCAGAUCCUCCCGCCAGGCUGACAGGGACGCCCGAGGCAGGUGCAGAGGAGUGUGGCCAGUAGUUGGUACCCACCCACUUAAGCGGGCAGCGGCUGAUCUGGGAGGACUCACAGGUUUAGGGGCUCUUCCCGAGAGCUUCAGCUGGCCCCACAGCCUGUGCUUUGGAGGGCCCCAGGGCCCAGCUCCAGGUUCCCUCCUGCCAGGGCAGACUUCUCUGCACUCCCAGAUUUCGCUCUCCUUCUCUCAUUUGGAAAGGUAAGGUGUUAGGGGAACCUCUGAAGGUCACGAGCUAGGUGAGAGUUCUAGGCUCAUAGUCUCAGAAGAGCUCCUGCAGUGCCGGAUUCCAGUGGGAGCCAUGUUACAGGUCCGGAACAGGCCUGGAAGGUGAGCGAGCCCCUUCCUCCUUGCUCCAAGGCCACAGACUGCUUGACGGACCUAAGUGAGAGACAUAGGAACUGUGCCUCGGUGUACAUCCCACUUGUAGGAUGGACUUAGGGGCAUCUCUGCUUGGUGGCAAGAGGGACCUCCUUUUACUAGAACAAGAAAUUGCCUGUAUUAGGCCUCUCCCCUCCACCCCCAAACUUCCAGCCCCAGAGAAAGCACCCCAACAUCAUAAACAGCACCCAGAGUCCUAAGUAGCACCUGGAAAGGUGUUGGCCCUCUGGGGGGCAGCACAGUGCAGGCAUUCCAGCCUCUUCAAGCCCCCGCCAGCUGCUGCUCUGACCACCCUUGACUUUCUACCUCCUGUAACUGGCUGUUGUCCCAAUCAGUCACCAGCCAAGGCUGGAAAGGUCAAUGAGCAGUUUGUCGGAGUCCUGGCCAUGUCCUGUUGAACAUAUCAGGCAGACAGUGCCCACCUUAGAACCUGCUCUCAGCAUUUGAACCGUGAGGACAGAAAUUGGCAGAACUGUGAUGGGUGGGGAGGACCUGUGGGUGAAGGAUCCUGGGGCAAUGCUGCCCCCCCCCCAUUUUGGGUGCAGCUUUUUGAGGAAGACUACAGUGAGGGAGGGAUGGUAGGAGGCUAUUAUGUGCCAGGGCAGUGUGAACCCUAAAGGAUACUGGGAGGCUUUGGGGAAACUUGACCCCUGUCACUUCGGGUCUUCCGUCUCUGCCCUUGGUGAAGUUGGGAGGCUCCUUGCCUCCUCCAUGGAGCUGACUCUGGAGGUCCCUGGGACAGGGUGGCAUGGGAGUGGCCGUGAAGAAAGGAGUUGGGGAUUCCCAUCAGUGACCAAGCUCCAGCAAGCUGGCAUCCACCUUUGCCUGGAAGAUGGCCCACAGGCUCCCUGCUGCUGUGGAGACCUACAAGUCUGGAGCAGCUGGUGCCAAGAAGUGCGGAAGGCCGAAAGCAAACAGGACACAGAACCCUCUAGAAGGCUUUUUUUUGGGGGGGGGGACUUCCCUUUUUUUGAAGGGAAGGACUUCCUUGUAAGGAACAAGGACAAUGGGGGACUGGCCACUGUGCCUAUCCUCUGGGACUCUGCCUCUGACAGUCCUGAGGGACGCAAGCUCCUGAGAGACCAGGAGCAGCAGCAGAGCAUGUCUUCAGAGGGCCUGGUAGCUGCUCCCUGCCUGUCACCGUGGCCUUUGAUGACCAUGACCUCCUAGGGAGGAAAAGCAAAGGCCUUUGGAGUCUUCUCCGAAUUGUUCUCCAAGCAGAGGGUCAUAAUUCUCGUCACCCUCUGCUCCCAGGCAGAAGUGGCUGUGGAGCCCCACUUACACUGGCCAGCUUCCCACUCACCAAACCCAACUGGACAGAACAAGCACCACUUUGUAAUAAUUAUCCCAUCAUGUCUGAGAAGUCUGUCAGUGUGCUGGUCACGUGCUUCCUAAAGGACUACAACUUUGGGAACGGGAGGACACCUCAUCUUCAUGCCAUCCUUGGCACGCCCGUCUCCACUCCUGGAAUAUUUGCAAUGGUCCACAUCCCUCUCCCUAAACUUACCCCCCACCCCCACCCCCUGUAGCUGGACUCAUUCCUCUUAAAAUUGUUUCCAAAUA